Oppiella nova is the source of this 2906-nucleotide messenger RNA. The record is from the annotation of a GenBank genome assembly. NCBI's taxonomy places the organism in Eukaryota, Metazoa, Arthropoda, Arachnida, Sarcoptiformes, Oppiidae.
GUUGUACAAAGAAGUGUUGCAUUAUUUAUUAUAUAAGUUAUUCAUCUGUUGGUAAGAACAAGGAUUCAAAGAUCUAGCCUAUUGCUCGCAAUCAAGACGUGCGGAUCAGUUGAGUGAUGAACAGUAUGGCUGACUGUGAGGGUGACGGACAAGACAAUCAGUUCUACGAGACUGUCAUUCUGGACACUGGAGUGUGGUAUGCCUGCGGACACGAUGACUGCGACCACAUCCAGAAGAAUGAGCUGCAAAUGAUUGAGCACUUGAGACAACACUUCUCGGCACUCGAUGGCCACCACUCCGAUGACGAUGUUGGAUCAGUUGAUGGCAUCAAUGAAUCCAAUGAAUCGAAAGAUUCCAAAAUUAUGAUUAAUUUGUCCGAAGAGUCCAAUCAUUUAAAUGACAGUUCAGGCGAUGAAGAGACCACUCAUGAGCAACAAAUGGAUCAAUUGAACGCCAAUUUAGACAAUGAUUGGGAGGUUUGGAUUGAAUUGAGAGAAUUGAAUGGAAGGGAUAGACUGUACUGUCAGUGGACUGACUGUCGGUUCAACACAAACCUCAGAGUUGCCGCGAGAAGACAUGUCUUCAACCAUUUGAAUGGAGUGUCGGUUCACACGACCUCUCCUAAGAAGAUCACAGAAACUGAUUUCUGGAAUCAGAUCUUCAAUGACGUCAACCAUAACGACAAGUCUUCUGAGACGAAGAAAAUAAAGACACCGACGAAGACACCAACGAUGACACCGCGGAAGCAAAGCUGCGGUCAAUCGAAAUCCAAAGCUAGAAGUGGUGAAGAGGUAAAUAAAAAGCGGAAGAAUGGAUCCAAAACGAAGAAUCUCAGGUCCAGUGAUAAAUGUGUGGCGAAGAAAGGCAUUGAAUCGCAUGCGAGUGAUCUGAUUGACAUCAAAGUGAAGAGCGGAGGCUUUCUUAGCGCCAAAGGGAUGGCCAGCGCUUCCAAACUGAAGGCUCACAUCAAUAGGGAAGUGAUAGAUGGCGUCAAAUGGUAUUUCUGUGACUACAACAAGACGUGCGGAUUCAGGUGUCGGCGCUCUCAGCAAAUAGCGGCGCACAUCCACUGCAGUCACAUCGGGAUGUACCUGAGGUGCCAUCAGACCAAUUGCGGCAAAAUAUUUCGGACUCCAAACUCAUGGCGCGAACACCAGAAGAACCAUAUCUGCAAUUUCGGGAUUUUCGGGUAUCAGAAGGGAGUGACCGGUGUUUGUCGUAACGAAAACCUCAUCAAAUAUAAGCAAAUGGUUGUAAUGCCCGAUAACACGAAGGCCUACCGAUGCACUUGGAAAGGCUGUUCAUUCGUUACCGCCGGCUACCGAAUAAAGCGACACAUUCACAACCAACACGUCUGUCCGUAUCGUAAUUCUGGUGAAUGGAAGAAGAAGUUUAACGAAUCGUUGGAAUACACCCAACAAUUGGAUGACAUUCCUGUCGAUACGAUGGUUGACAUCAAACACGAGAUAUUGUUUUGCCGAAGAAAGGGCUGUACCUCGAAGUUCGCCAAUGAGUCGGACCGUAGAAGGCAUGAGCACUCGUAUUGUGGAUUCAGAAACGAAAACAACAAUACUCUUAAGAACCACACGAAACACAAAUCCAAAUCAAAACAAGUAUUGAAUCUUAAGUCCAGAGUUCGUGAUCUGAAAGUUGUGAACAACAAGAAUCUCAAGCAUAAGAAGCCAAUGAAUGGAAAGGCAGUCAAUGCAGACGUUGACAAAAAGGAAAAGUCAUUGAGUCGUCUUAAAAGCCAACCCAUUAUACCUCAAAAGAGUUCUUUGAAUGACACAAACAAAUCAUUUUCAAAGACAUGUGAAUCCAAACGCAGGAGUUAUCAAAACGAGAGCUCAAAGAAACUGAUUUGUUCUUCAAAUGGUUGUGAAUCCGAUGAUAACCACGAAAAGAAUCUCAACAUUGAAAAGAAGUCUUUUUGUGAAUUGAACACAAAGACCACAAAUACUCAGACCAUUGGAUCCAAUGAUAAAAGCAAAUUAAUCUCAACACGUAAAGAUAGAGCUGAAGAAAGAGUAGAUCACAAGAAGACGUGUGGAUCACAAGAAUCGAAAGAACUGAGUCCUAAACGUGCGGACAACAAAACAGUUGGCAUUGAAAAUAAGGCAACUGUUAGUACAAACACAUUGGGAAUUGACCCCAAAUGCCAGCAAUUCAUUGAAUCGAAAGAUUUCGAAGGCGUCGGUUAUUUGAUCUGCAAGUAUUCGCGUGACUGCAAGUAUGUCACAAAAGUGGUCGAAAAAAUCAAUGAACACGUCUUAAGACUUCAUUUGGGAAGUCGUCCAAUGAAUACAAUCCUGACGUCCACUCCUAAGCAGCAAACAGUUGCUAAGAAAAGGUCUUACAGUUCGCUCGAAACUAAUGACUUUAAAGAGACAAAAGCCAAGAAACUGAAGACUGAACCGAAAGAUGAGUCCAAAGACACCAAAGAAGUGAUACCAAAGACGAUUGGAACGAACGAAUGGGACCAAUACGUGGACCAGAAGACCGUCGAAUCGAAACUCAACUAUUUCUGCAAAUAUGAUAAGAGUUUGUGUCGAUUCUAUUCCGAAGAUCUCUCAGAAAUCUAUGACCACAUCCACGACCGACACAUUCACUUCAAAUGCGAUGUCAAGAAUUGCAGCCAAAAGUUCAAGAAUCAGAAUCUGCUGGACGUCCACAAACGCAACCAUAUCUGCGGCUUUGGUAUAAAGGGAAUGAAAGCGACGGGCGUUUGCUCUCUGGAAAACAUCCGCAAACAUAGGGGCGAGAGAAUGGAGAACUAUGAGAUGGUGUACCCGUGCAUGUGGUUGGGCUGUUCGUAUGUCCACUCCGAUAAGACCACAACACUUAUGCAUAUCCACAACAGACACGUUUGCAUCAACAGACCCACCGAUGUUUCUCUCAAGUGUUAG